AUGUCUGGACAUCCUAGAUUCGUGCAUCCGUUUCACAGACCGCAGUCAUUGGCUGCAGCUGCUCCUGCUGGGAAAGCCAAACUUACCCAUCCCGGUAAAGCGAUCCUGGCAGGUGGGAUUGCUGGAGGAAUAGAAAUCUGUAUCACCUUCCCUACUGAGUAUGUAAAGACCCAGCUGCAGCUAGAUGAAAAGGCCAAUCCCCCAAAAUACAAAGGCAUUGUUGAUUGUGUAAAGCAAACUGUGAACAGUCAUGGUGUUCGUGGUCUUUACAGAGGUCUAAGCUCUCUUCUGUAUGGAUCUAUACCUAAAGCUGCAGUUAGAUUUGGGGUAUUUGAGUUUCUUAGUAAUAAGAUGCGCGAUGAGAGUGGGAAACUAGACAGCAAACGAGGAUUUAUGUGUGGCCUCGGUGCUGGAGUUGCAGAGGCUGUAUUUGUUGUAUGUCCUAUGGAGACAGUUAAGGUAAAAUUUAUACAUGACCAGACUUCAGCAAAUCCGAAGUACCGAGGUUUUUUCCAUGGAGUUAGGGAGAUUAUCAGAACUCAAGGACUGAAGGGCACUUACCAAGGACUAACUGCCACUGUGCUGAAGCAGGGCUCAAACCAGGCUAUCCGUUUUUAUGUCAUGACGUCACUGAGAAACUGGUAUAAAGGUGAUAACCCCAACAAAGCCAUUAACCCUCUGAUAACUGGGCUUUUUGGUGCUGUUGCUGGAGCUGCUAGCGUUUUUGGAAACACUCCUCUAGAUGUCAUCAAAACUAGAAUGCAGGGACUUGAAGCUCACAAAUACAAAAGCACAAUGGAUUGUGCUGUUAAGAUAAUGAAGUAUGAAGGUCCAGCAGCAUUCUACAAGGGUACUAUCCCUCGUCUGGGUCGUGUGUGCAUGGAUGUAGCCAUAGUCUUCAUAAUUUAUGAAGAAGUUGUCAAAGUCCUGAACAUUGUUUGGAAGACAGACUGAAAUGUCUACAGAAACAAACCCACCUUCCAGGUUUUAAUAUCUACCUCCAACCUGUAAUAUACAAGAAAGGGAGUGUACUUUUAAUGCACAUGAACAGCUCGUUGAUCAGCUGGUCUUGAAGAAGUGUGGGCUCAGGGAGAAGGACACUGGUAUGAAUAGGAAUGAAAAUCGCUUGAACAGAGUAUUAAUUCUAUUUGUACAAUGGGUGUCAAGUACUUUGAAAAUGAAAGCCAAUACCGAAAAAUGUGACUAACACUAUAGGAUUUUAACUUAAAAAUGUAUUGUACUUGAAAUUAUAAUAUCCAAAUGCAAAAUGUUUUACUGAUCAAAACAAAAGUAAUAAAAAAUAUCUAAUGGAUAACUCGUCCUUAAUCUUCAAGGGCUUUAGGUGCAUUAUAGACAAAAUGCCUUAAAACAUAAAAAUAAUAAUAAUAGUAAUAAUAAUAGUAAGAAUACCGUAAUAAUUCAGGUUUUAAAGUGAAACCUCACUUUUAGAAACUUCAACCAAACAGCCGCUCUAGGCUUGUGAAAAGUUUUCUCUUUGUGUUGCAUACCUGCAUAUGUUUUAAAUUAAGCGACUUACAUAGAUUAUCUCUUAAGUGCCUACAUUUUAUGUUUUGAGAUUGUGGAUAACUGAAAUGUUGAAAAUAUAUUAUUUUGUGCUGCCUGUAAAAAUACAGGCAACAUUUGUGGUGUUUUUUCUUUGUACUUUUCAGUAUUUCAAAAAAAAGUCAGCUUUUGCCUUCCACCUCAUUCCAUGAAAACAAGCCAAGCAUUUGCAAGACUUUCAUUUUAUGCCUUACAUUAUGGCAUUUUCUAAUUCCAUUUAGAUUUUAUCAAGCCUUGGUUUCUUUGGUGCCAAACUGUUGCUUUAUCAUACAUGAGCCAAACACGUGCAGUUUGUUUUAUUGUUUUCUUUCUUCUGUUUCACUGUUUACAAUAACUUGCAAUUAAAAUGUAUUUUCCUUGGUUUCAAUGCAUACUGCCUUGUAAAUGGAGAUCAACCUAGGGUAAUUUCCAUUAUGUGCCUUUAAAUAAAUUAUUCUGACAAUGUUCACAAAUAAACAAAUAAAUAAUAUACAAAUC
Molecule: messenger RNA, 2040 nt
Organism: Periophthalmus magnuspinnatus
Lineage: Eukaryota; Metazoa; Chordata; Actinopteri; Gobiiformes; Gobiidae
Gene: slc25a1b
Product: slc25a1 solute carrier family 25 member 1b
Exons: 9
Coding region: 1-954 (317 amino acids)
Biological process (GO): mitochondrial citrate transmembrane transport
Source: RefSeq, a predicted model, not a curated record